AUGAGUAAUUACGAUGACGAUCAAAGUGAAGACGGAGAAUUAGCACGCAGUCCCUUAAAUGAUGAAAUGGAUUUUAGCUUAUCCGAUGAAGACAGGGACAACGCUGACUCAUUAGUAAUCAAGCCACCUCAAGCCGUGAUCCGAUCGACACAUAGGGAGAAAAGAAGUCACAAACGGUCCGGAAAAGAAAGAUACAAAGACGCUUCUAGAAAAGAAAAAAAACAUUUUUACAGGGAUCGAGAUAAAUCUGAAAAAUCAAAACGUGGUGAGGCAGCAAAGAAUCUGGAACGUGAAGAGAUGACGAAAGAAUAUUAUAGAGAAAAACAAUAUUAUAGAGAGAAGGACCCAUAUCGUGAAAAAGAAAUGAGGGAAAAAGAGAUAUAUCGUGAUAGAGAAAUGUACAGAGAAAAGGAAGUUUACAGGGAAAAAGAUGCAUACAGGGAAAGGGACCAUUACAGAGAACGGGAAAUGUAUAGAGAUAACAUUUCAUUCCGAGAAGCACCACGUUCAAGAGACAUGUAUAGAGAAAAAGAAAUGUAUAAAGAAAAAGAUGUUCAUAGAGAGCGCGAAAUGUAUUUAAACCGUGAUCGGCAGAAUAAAUAUUCAGACAAUGAGAGGAAGAGAUUAGAAUCUGAUAGAAUAGAAUCAAGAUUAAGGUUGCUAGCUGAGGAGAGUAGACCUAACCAUGAAAAAGAAAAUAGAGAUAGAACUUCAGGGGAUAAGGAGCUGGAAGACUUACGGACUAGGUUACUUAGUAAAAGAAUAUCAAAAGAAUUACAGAGUCAAGAGACAAAGAAACUGUCAGAUUAUACUGAAAAGGAAUCAAAGUCUGAAGAUAGGCAUAGACAUUCAUCAUCCUUAGAUAGGCACCAACAAGAAAGAAGAAAAAGGUUAUUAGAGGCUGAAAGAGAAAUGGAAAAACGAAAACAUGAGUCCAGGAAUGAAUUAGAAGCUCGUCGUGAGGAACGUCGUCGUCGUGGCAAAAAAAGAUCAGUAUCUCCAGAUGAUGGCAGUAAUAAGAAGAAGAGAAAUCAAUCUCCUAAUUACGAUUCAGUAGUUACUGUGUCAGAUGCUAGUGAUGUAGAAAUGAAGAGUGAUUCUGUUCAUUCUGAACCUGAAGAAGGUGAACGUUCCAAUACUGAAACUGAUGAAGGGAGCUCUACAGAUUCUGACUCAGAAGCAGCCUCUAAAUCUGGAGAUGACAAUGAAAAUCCAGAAAAAUCCGAUAAAGAGGAACAAGAAGAGAAUGAACAAGAAGAUGAUUCUAAAACUAGGCUACAUUCUAAAUCAAAGUCAAAAUCACCAUCACCUCAGACCAUUCACAGAAGUCCAUCAUCACAUGGAUCUAGAAGGUCACAGUCUAGAUCUAAAAGUAGAAGUAGGUCUCACUCUUUUUCACCACCUCCAUCUGGUGAAAAUGGCAAAGUACCUGCUGAGGAAGAGAAACAGGAAGAAGAUGACGAAAAAUUGAAAUUAAAAGAAGAGGCCAUUAAUUUACUGCCUCCAUAUUUCCCUGCUUUACAGGGAUGUCGAUCAGUUGAGGAGUUUCAAUGUCUGAAUAGAAUAGAGGAAGGCACAUAUGGAGUUGUUUACAGAGCACGUGAUAAAACAACUGAUGAAAUUGUUGCUUUAAAACGUUUAAAAAUGGAAAAGGAGAAGGAGGGCUUCCCAAUCACAUCAUUGCGGGAGAUCAAUACUUUACUUAAGGGCCAGCAUCCGAAUAUCGUGACGGUUAGGGAGAUUGUGGUUGGCUCCAAUAUGGACAAGAUCUUCAUUGUCAUGGAUUAUGUAGAACAUGAUCUUAAGAGUCUCAUGGAGACCAUGAGGGGGAAGAAACAAGUAUUCCUCCCUGGUGAAAUAAAGUGCCUUAUGACGCAAUUGCUAAAAGCUGUUCAUCAUCUUCAUGAUAAUUGGAUAUUGCACAGAGACCUAAAGACAAGCAAUCUUCUACUGUCACAUAAAGGGGUUUUAAAGGUUGGUGACUUUGGUCUGGCUAGAGAAUAUGGCUCUCCUCUACGUCAAUAUACGCCUAUCGUAGUGACCCUCUGGUAUCGAGCACCAGAACUACUGCUAUGCUGCAAGGAAUAUUCUACCCCCAUAGACAUGUGGAGCGUUGGCUGCAUUUUUGCAGAGUUUAUUACUAUGAAUCCAUUAUUCCCUGGGAAGUCGGAGGUGGAUCAAUUAAAUCGAAUAUUUAAGGACCUAGGUACACCUUCAGAAUUGUUAUGGCCGGGAUAUAAUGAGCUACCUGCGGUACAAAAGAUGACCUUUGCUGAACACCCGCCAGGCGGUCUUCGGCAGCGUAUCGGUUCCGACCUGCUUACCGAAACUGGCUUGUCGCUACUACAGGGUUUUCUCACUUACAAUCCAGCUCGGAGACUAACAGCUGAUGCGGCUCUUGAACAUUCUUACUUUAAAGAGCAACCGGUGGCAAUUGAGCCCGCGAUGUUCCCCACGUGGCCGGCCAAGUCGGAGGGCAACCGCCGCACUACGCACAGCCCGCGCCCGCCCGCUGGUGGCGCCGCCUACGCCCAGUUCGCGCGUGCCGAUUCAGACGAGGCGCUCGGUUUUCAGCUGCACACGCGCUCGCUCAACGUCGCUCCCGGAUUUUCGCUUAAGUUC
Molecule: messenger RNA, 2622 nt
Organism: Iphiclides podalirius (scarce swallowtail)
Lineage: Eukaryota; Metazoa; Arthropoda; Insecta; Lepidoptera; Papilionidae
Source: the annotation of a GenBank genome assembly